Molecule: messenger RNA, 900 nt
Organism: Amaranthus tricolor (Joseph's coat)
Lineage: Eukaryota; Viridiplantae; Streptophyta; Magnoliopsida; Caryophyllales; Amaranthaceae
Exons: 4
Coding region: 1-900 (299 amino acids)
Source: RefSeq, a predicted model, not a curated record
AUGGAUCGAAUUAUGCAAUCCUUACGAAGAAAAAGCCGUCUAAAACAACUUCAAUUGGUUGUAACAAAUGUAGUUGUAGUUCUUAUGAUGUAUUGGGUUUGUUAUAUGACAAGUGUUGCUACGGUUAGGGGUGUUCAAUUGAUCCAAAAUAAAAGAGAUAGAAAAAUAUUGCGCUUAAUACAAGAAAGUGAUGUGCAUUGCAAAACUGAACUUCGGGUUAAUAGACAAAUCUUUAAUAUUAUUUGUGAGAUGCUUAAGGAGAUUGGAAGCCUCACUCGGACAAAAAAUGUAUCUCUUGAUGAGAUAGUUACCAUGUUUUUGUACACUUUAGCUCACCAUAAAAACAAUAGAUCUAUUGCUCACUUUUUCAUAAGAAGUGGAGAGACCGUGAGUCGGCAAUUCAACCUAUGUCGGAGGGCUAUACUUAAGUUGCAUGAGGAUUUGCUUUACAAGCCCACACCAAUAUUAGAAGAAUGUGAAGACGAAAGGUGGAAACCUUUUAAGAAUUGUUUAGAAGCAUUGGAUGGUACCUACAUAAAUGUAACUAUACAUCCCCAAGGUUGUGGUAAAUAUCGGACAAGAAAAUGUACCGUUGCUAUGAAUGUGUUGGGUGUUUGUGCACCCAACAUGCAAUUUAUCUAUGUUCUUCCGGGUUGGAAAGGCUCUGCUCACGAUGUUCGUGUUCUUCGCAAAGCUCUUACUAGGCCAAAUGGCUUUAGGGUUCCUAGAGAUGAUGUAGAAGAAGAGAAUAUGAGUAAUGACGAUUCCGAUAACGAUUCUGAUGAUGAAGUUGAAUACGUUACUACAAUAGCUACUUCUGAUCGAUGGACUAAUUAUAGAAAUACGUUAACUCAAGAUUUGUUUAAUGCUUGGAGGACAAGAGUUAGACAAGGUACUUGA